UUAAAACUAUUUAAAUGUACCGACACGUUGACGGUAAAUGUUCGUAUUCCGACGUUUUCCACCCGUAAAGCAGAUGUCGCGACUCUGUUCGCUUUACGGCAGCUGACCUGGAACCUGAUUGGACGUUGUGUGCCGUAAAUCGCGUCAGUGGCAGAACGCGUGGGGAUAUUGCCGUGGCAGCGCGUGUGAGCUUCUGAAACGAUGGAGGCCAAAUCCCCAAAACCCUUUUCUCCUAAAGGUGGAAAGAAGUUCAGUCAGAAAGGAAAAGACUCCAUAGGGACCAAACUGGGAGGAAAACCAGGCGGUAAACUGGGCGGUAAACCAGGAGGUAAACCAGGUGGUUAUCUGGGCGGUAAACCAGGCGGUAAGAAACCCUUUAAGCCGUACAACAACGCAGAGAAGAAGAGCAGGCCGGGGCAGGGGAUUUAUGACGGCAAAAACCCGAAACUUGGUUUCUCCAAACCAAAUUUGGAGAAAGUGAAGAAGAGGAAAAUCAAACCAGCGAAAGAUGAAGAGGGCGAAGCUCCGGGAGCGAAGAAGGCGAAGAAAGGAGAGUUUCAGCCGAAGAAGGAGAUGACGGAGGAGGAGAUAAAGAAAAACCGUCAGCAGAUGAAGAAGGACCUGAAGAAGAACAGACAGCAGGCGGAGAGGAAGGACAUGUUCGAGAUCAUCUGUCACGCCAAACAAGUGUGGGGAAGCCUCCGGAGGAAGAAGUGUGACGAGGACGUGAAGAAGAAACUUAUGAAAGAGCUUCAUGAUCUGAUCCGUGGGAAAACCAAACAGAUGGCGUUUGCUCACGACUCGGUGCGAGUGCUGCAGUGCUUCCUCCAGUUCGGGAGCCACGAGCAGAGAAGGGAAGUGUUUGAUGAACUUAAAGAUGAUGUCAUUGGUUUGUGUAAGUCUCAAUAUGGCCGACAUGUGGUGAAGAAACUGCUGAUGUACGGGAACAAGGAGCUGUUGGCAGCUGUGAUACAAACGUUUAAAGGUCACGUGCGCACGAUGCUGCGUCAUUCCGCCGCCUCGUCCAUCAUCGAGUACGCCUACAACGACAAAGCCGUGCUCGCACAGAGACUCAUGCUCACGGAGGAGCUGUACGGCACCACCUUCAUCGUCUGCAAGUCCUCGGUGUGUAACACCAUCGAGAAGGUGGCGGAGGCGAACCCUGGAAAGUUGAACAACAUAAUCGACGAGAUGAAGCAGAGUCUCACACCCAUGGCCACAAAGGAGCAGGUGAUCAAGCACUCGCUGGUUCACAAGGUUUUCCUGGAUUUCUUCCUGUUCUCACCUGAGAAACCGAGAACGGAAAUGAUCGAGUCCAUCAGAGAGUCGGUCGUCUACAUGGCUCACACACACGACGGAGCACGAGUGGCUAUGCACUGUUUUUGGCACGGGACGGCCAAGGACAGAAAAGUCAUCAUCAAAACUAUGAAGACGUUCAUGGUGAAGUUUGCGACGGGGGAGUUCGGUCACCUGGUUCUUUUGGCUCUAUUCGACAGUGUGGACGACACCAAGCUGGUGAAACAAGCCGUGCUCUCAGAGAUCCUGUUGUCUCUGGACGAGGUCAUCAAUAAUAAGUACGGUAAGAAGGUUCUGUUGUACCUGCUGAGCCCCAGAGACCCGGCUCACCUGCUGCCAGAGAUCAUCAAGGUGCUGGAGAAGGGAGACGGAAACGCUCACAGUAAAAAGGAACCUGCCAUCCGGAGGAAGGAGCUGCUGGAGGUCGUCUCCCCGCUGCUGCUGGAUUAUCUCCGGGACAACGCUGGCACCAUGGUGAUGGUAAAGUCCACCAGCGUCACCGUUAGCGACAUCUUGGCAUCGGCCUGCGGGGACCUGAGGCCCGCCAUGACGGCCGUGGCUCAGCUGGCCAACGAGGAGCUGGUGCCGGGAGGGAUAGACGGUCGGCUCCACAUGGCCGAACAUCCUGCAGGACACCUGGUGCUGAAGUGGCUCAUCGAGCAGGACAUGACGCUGUCGGAGGCAGAGAAAGAAGAGCGGUUCGGCAGGAUACUGGUGGACACAGUGGGAACAGACAAAAUGAAGAGCUGGGUGAAGGUGAACAGAGGAGCCAUGGUUCUCUGCAGCCUCCUGAACAGCUGCGACAAGUCCGUGUCGGCGGAGGUGAAGGAGGCUCUGAGGUCCAUCACGUCCCAGCUCAGCAGCAUCACCAACAACAAAGGGGCUGAAAUCCUGUUGGAGAACCUGAACAAGUAGAGACUUUUAAUUUGAAACACCAACUGCUCACAUUAAACGUCCUGUCCAGCCCGACCAGAGUCAGAGGGAACAUUUUAAGGACGUGGACACAACCUGGAACACCGAUGGAUCAUGUUUGUGUGAAUAAUGAAAUAAAUGUGUUUAAAGGAAGACGAGAAAAAACGCUUCAAAUACCAUUUGACAUUAAACUGCCCAUAUUCUGUUGUUUGGGUUUUUCUGUGACUCGCUCACUGACCUCUUGUAUCGUCUCCGGUCAUUCGCAGGCAGGGGGCACCACAUUUAGUUUUAUACAUUUGUAGUAGACGGCUUUAAACUUUAAACAGCUCAAAUAUGGGCAAGUUCAUGUUUUAACACAUGACAUCUCACAACCUCCACAAAUACAAAGCUAAAAGAUCUGUAUGGUGAAUUAGAACCUAAAGACUUAUUUUCUGGGUAGUUUGGAUAAACUGGUCCUUCAAGUAGAACUCGUUAACCAGUGGUUAAGUGAGUGAGUCUCCACAACUUCCUGUCCACUGAUCCUCAUCCAUCCUGUUGUACGUUUCCUAUAAUAUUUUUUGUAUGUCAUGAUUGUAUCAGAUGAAAAAUGCAAAAUAAAUAUUGAUGAAACUGUUUAAA
Hippoglossus stenolepis (Pacific halibut) is the source of this 2826-nucleotide messenger RNA. It is a transcript of the gene pum3, whose product is annotated as pumilio RNA-binding family member 3. Gene Ontology annotation, cellular component: nucleolus. The transcript is spliced from 18 exons. Bases 202 to 2211 code for a protein of 669 amino acids. NCBI's taxonomy places the organism in Eukaryota, Metazoa, Chordata, Actinopteri, Pleuronectiformes, Pleuronectidae. Gene Ontology annotation, molecular function: mRNA binding. Gene Ontology annotation, biological process: regulation of translation. The record is from RefSeq and is a predicted model, not a curated record.